Messenger RNA from Capronia epimyces CBS 606.96, 747 nucleotides. RefSeq lists its product as uncharacterized. The record is from RefSeq and is a predicted model, not a curated record. Lineage: Eukaryota; Fungi; Ascomycota; Eurotiomycetes; Chaetothyriales; Herpotrichiellaceae. Gene Ontology annotation, molecular function: acyltransferase activity, transferring groups other than amino-acyl groups. The transcript has a single exon. Bases 1 to 747 code for a protein of 248 amino acids.
AUGGCAACCGCUCUCGCCGCCGGCAUUGGCACGAUAACGGCCACGACCCCGUCCGUCAAAACCAUCCUCGACGGCAUAGUCAACCUGCACGCCUCGUGCGUUCUGCACGAUGGCACCCUGGCCACCUUCCUCCCACCCCUCGACCAUGCGACCAUGUACCGGUGGUGGGAGGAGCGGCUAAAGGAGGUCCAGCAGGGAGGCAGGCAUAUCAUUGUGUAUCUGUCCGAAGUGUCGAGCCGGAUUGCAUCGACGCCGGAUGGAGAAGUCAGACCCCCGUUUGAGUCGGAGGGGCGAGGAUGGCCGGUCGUCCAAGCUGUCACUGGCACCGGCACCGGCACCGGCACCGGCAUCGUGUCCACCAGCAAAACAUCGUCACCCACCGAAUCGAAGGGUCCUAGUACCGCUACUAUUGAGCUCGAAGUCUCAGGCGUCGUGUCCCUGGCUACACCGUUCUCCCAGACCGGCCCGUUCCGUGGCCGUGUCGAGAAACUCUUCGUGUCGCCUCUGCACCGCCGCAAAGGCAUCGGGCGGUCUGUCCUGGCCAAACUCGAAGCCAUUGCCUGGGAGCAUGGCCGCUGGAAUCUCAUGCUCGACACCACUGUCGGGUCGGAUGCGGAGAAGAUUUAUCCCAGACUCGGCUAUACUGCGCUUGGGGUGGUCAAUGACUACGGCUACUCGCCCAAGGAUGGGCAGUUGCGAGACGAAAUCUGGUUUUGGAAGGACUUGAGGAAGACGAGGUUGAGUUAA